Caenorhabditis auriculariae is the source of this 743-nucleotide messenger RNA. The record is from the annotation of a GenBank genome assembly. NCBI's taxonomy places the organism in Eukaryota, Metazoa, Nematoda, Chromadorea, Rhabditida, Rhabditidae.
AUGGGACUUCAAGCCGGUAAGACCUCCGGGAACCUGAUCAAAGAAGGCAGAGCUGAGUACCGAUCGGAGCCUAGAUGGAGAAGCAGCUGAUAUCAGAACGUUCAAACUCAUCUACUACCAACUCAAGAAGGACGGGAUGAUCUACGUGACGUUCUUGUUCAACGACAGUUUCGUGAGCCUUCAAUGAUUCCGCAGAGAAUCUUCUCUGUGUAAAACGUGUGGAUGGGAGUCUAGAAGCGGGACCUUGAACCUUUCUAGCCAAACCGAACUUAUCAAGCCUGGUAGCGUCAAAAAAUCAUCUUGACGGCUACGAAAUUGAGACUUCAAGCCGGUAAGACCUCAGUGAGCCUCAUCAAAGAAGGAAACAGGCAAGACAAGGCAAACCCUGGUAGCGUUACCAGAAUCAUCUCGAAGAAGACUAUAUUAGAAUUUUAAGCCGGUAAAACUUCAGAAGUCUAAAUCAAAGACGGAUAAGACAAAGCUCAAACACUCAAACAACAUUGAAUACUGACGGGAACCUAGAAGCAAUUAGCCAGGAGCCACACACACACACGUACACACGAGCACACACCCACAAGCGGAGAGAAAAUGACUGGGUUUUCACACGAGAGCCGAGCUGCUGCUGCUGCCCGUGGCAACACCGCCAAACAGCAACAGUACUCCCACUCUCCACCCACUUUUCCUUCUCCUCUCUUUCACUUCGCAAACCUCGUGCUCCAUCGGCUAAUGAUCACCCUGAGUAA